Molecule: messenger RNA, 1818 nt
Organism: Miscanthus lutarioriparius
Lineage: Eukaryota; Viridiplantae; Streptophyta; Magnoliopsida; Poales; Poaceae
Source: the annotation of a GenBank genome assembly
AUGAUGAUGAAGGAGUCGGCUUCGUUUCUUCCGAGCCUACCUCCUCGCACCUACGGGGCUCCACCAUCCAUCAUGUCUGCAGGGUCUGCUCGCUCAAAAACCUUGUCUGCAAGAUCCAGCUCAAAGCCUUUGUCUGGAGGCCUCCUGGGGCAUCUUUCCUCCAAGAUGGACGAAGCCUCCAUGGCACUCAAGGACGUGCCGCAGAGACUGCUGGAUGUGCUGGUUGAUGCAACCUUCGAAUUCACUGGUCAACCUCUGUUUCCCUCCGAGAGCAAUUUCGCACCGGUCGACGAAAUCGGUGAAGCCAUAGAGAUACACCAGAUUGAAGGAGCGAUACCAGAUGAUUUCCCCGAGGGGGUGUACAUCAGAAUUGGUUCCAAUCCACUCUUUGGUGCCCAACAUUCGACGACCUCAAUCUUCGGACAAUCCAGGGAGAUAUGGGUUGAGGGUGAGGGCAUGCUCCAUGCCCUCUACGUCACCAAAAGCACUUCAGGCUCUUCUUGGUCACUCUCCUAUGCCAACCGCUACGUGCAAUCCGAGACGUUCAAGCUUGAAACAGCCCGGCAGAAACCUUGCUUCCUCCCUGCCACUGAGGGCGACUCUGCAGCCAUCAUCGCCGCCUUCAUGUUCAACUAUCUGAGGUUUGGCAAGGUGAACAAGGACAUCAUCAACACCAAUGUGUUUGAGCAUGCCGGCAGGGUGUUCGCUGUCGCUGAGAACUCUCUACCUCACGAGAUCUUCAUAGAUAGCCUCGACACUGGCGAUACCUGGGACAUUGGUGGGGAAUGGGAUCGGCCCACUUUCACGGCACAUCCAAAGGUAGCUCCUGGAUCAGGCGAUCUUGUCAUCUAUGGAAUAAAUGCAAAGAAGCCAUUCCUAGUAAUUGGAGUUGUCUCAGCUGAUGGAACCAAACUAAAGCAUAGAGUUGAUCUCAAGCUGGACAGAUGUAUAUUUUGUCAUGAAAUAGGAGUUACUCCAAAGUACAAUGUAAUCAUGGAUGUACCACUUACUUUCGACAUCAGUAGACUUAUCAAAGGUGGCCAGUUGUUGCAGUUUGAGAAGGAAAGUUAUGCGAGAAUUGGGGUUAUGCCCCGUUAUGGCAAUGCAGAUUCAGUUAUCUGGUUUAAUGUUGAACCAUUCUGCAUGUUCCAUCUAAUCAACUGUUUUGAAGAGGGUGAUGAGGUUGUGGUACAAGGUCUCCGUUCACCAGACUCUAUAAUACCAGGUCCAAGACUUGCCCUGAACAAGUAUGGAUUGUCUGAGCUUACAGAAGAUGACAAGCCCAUGAAACAAGAAAUUAACGAGGAAUUUUUCUUUCGGUUAUACCAAUGGAGAUUAAACUUGAAAACAAACUGUGUCUCAGGGGAAUAUUUAACUGGAACAGAGUUUUCAAUCGAAUUCCCAACGAUCAAUGACCAGUACACAGGCUUGCAACAUAGUUAUGCCUAUGCACAAGUUGUGGACUCUGUAACAAUCUCUUGUGGCAAAUGUGUGAAAGUCAAUCCGAAGUAUAGAGGUUUUGCAAAAUUCUUCCUUGAUAAGAGAAACAACACAGAGAUAUCUGGGGCAAAUCUCAUAAAAACGCAGUAUCACUGGCUUAGUAAAGAUGAGUUCUGCUCUGGAGCAACAUUUGUACCGCGAGUUGGUGGGUCACAUGAAGAUGAUGGGUGGAUUAUUUCAUUUGUACAUGAUGAGAAAACUAACACAUCACAGGUGCAUAUAAUUGAUGCUCAAAGAUUUGAAGAUGCUCCUGUUGCAAAAAUAGCAUUACCACGAAGAGUACCGUAUGGCUUCCAUGGAACUUUCAUCACAAACUGA